This is a messenger RNA of Manduca sexta (tobacco hornworm), 3070 nucleotides long. RefSeq lists its product as uncharacterized. The transcript is spliced from 4 exons. NCBI's taxonomy places the organism in Eukaryota, Metazoa, Arthropoda, Insecta, Lepidoptera, Sphingidae. The coding region runs from base 176 to 625 and encodes 149 amino acids. The record is from RefSeq and is a predicted model, not a curated record.
UUUGAAUUCAGAUUUCUGACAGAUGUGACAUUUGCUGUUAGGGACUGAGUACGGAGCGCUUUUAAAUAAAAUUAUUAUGUUUACCCGCUGCUAGAGACAGAAUUUUUGUGUGACAUUUAAAUUAAAUUUAUUUCUGCGGCGUUGGUUGAAUAGAAAAAUAGUGCUUUGUUGUCCGAUGCCCGCGCAGCCCAGCAUAAUGCCUUUAUUCGAUUUAAAAGUGUAUGUGCGAGUUGUCGCCGCUUUUUUUGCCAUCUCGUCAGCUACAGCCCUUGUGAUGUCCCUUCUUCGUUUGGUAAACCCAGAAUUAUAUUAUUUGGAACCUUUGGAUGGCAGCAAAGUUGUGAUACACUUCAUAUUCUCGGGUCUGAUGGUGCUGGCAAGCUGCAUAGGCUUCCUGAACAGUUGUGUGGUGAUGAACCGUUCUUCGUCGAAUAAUACUGGCCGCUAUAUCACCUCAUGGCUUCUCCUGGACUCGUUGUUCGAGAUCACUCGCGUCAUCUACGUCUUCGUUGGCGAAGUCGUGCUGAAAGGCGAUGGGCCUUUGCAGAUCUAUGAGCUGGUGAUAAGUGCUGUACAGUAUUUACUGGACAGCUUCCUUUACUGCCAAAUGAUCCUGCAACACUAAACGGAUUCAAAAGAUCUUCGUCUACCGAACAAGGCAACAUAUGAAAGCAUUUAAUAAUUCUCAAAGAAUUAUCCUCGGUGUGUGGAUUGUGUUGUAAGCAUAUUUAAGUUUUGUAUGUUGUCUCAUACAUUCCAAAGUAGCUGUGAUUGUGUGUUAAUCAGUAUUCAAUACUCGAAUAUCACAGAUUUAGAAAAUGUGUAUUUAUUGCUUUUUAAUUUAAGUAUUAUUUUUAAAAUGCAAUCAUAAUACAGGAUUGUGGAAAUGCCUUGUCCAUUUUAAUUAAUUGAUUAUGAGAAUGUGUAUUCAGUGUUUUAUUUUAAGUAUUUUAAAAUGCAAUCAUGUGCAGUAUUGGGGAAAUGCCUUAUCCAUUCAUUAGAAAAUAAUGUUUGGUCUUAUAAUGUUUACAAUUGUAAAUAUAUAAUUGUAUAAUUGAUGGCGCUAAUUUUGAGGUGCUUCUGUGCUAUUAUAACGAAAAUGUAUUUUAACACAAAUGUUGCCACAACAUAAUUCCACAGAAUAUCUAACUUUACACUAUUAUUUAAACCAUAUUAAAAUUUGGCAGUAUAGUGAUAUAUAUUGUGUCCACGCUAUGUGGUGAGAAAAUGGCCUAUUGAAAAUGUUGCAAGCCUAAAGAAGCUUUCGGGGGGGUAAUAAGUAUAGAAAUUAAAAAUUAAAACCAAAUAUUUUUGAAUAUUCAAAAAUUUAAAGCUAUGUACGGGCCAUCAUUAUUCUUUACAUAAAUUAUUCUAUGAUAAUGUAAAAUAACAUAGUACCUAUAAAGGCUCGCGCACAUUCACGCAUAGCAGACAAAAAUGUAGCUUUCAUAUAAAAUAUUGGGAUUUUUUUGUUAUACCAUAUACUGAGUGUGCGAACCUUGAAUAGAUCAGCUGUUUAUGUAACAUUGUCGAUUUUACUAAAAUUAAAACUAUCGAUAAUCUUUCCGAUCUUGACAACAUAUAAUUGUAUAUUUUGAAAGUAUUUUAGUGUAAUCGUUAUAAUCAACAUCUAGUUCUAUUAGAGCAAAUUUUUCAAUCAUUAGAAUAAGUUGUCCAUUUAGAUUAAUUAUAAUCUGGUUGAAUAUACUUAUUAUUAUUAGUAUUAACUUAUUUCACGGUUAUGUUGGUAAUUUUUAAUUUGUUCGUUUUAUUUUUUAUUACGUGAUAAUAUGUAUCUGGUGAUUGAAAAAUAGGCCUUAAGUAAAUGGGCACAUGUAGAUAAAUGUAGUUGUACCCACUAGUUGUCAACUGAAAUCGUUCACAAGUAUUAUUUUGUUCCUAAUUUUAUAUUAAGAUGUUAUGUAAUAUAAAAAUAGAUUCUAAUGAUUUUAUUGUAAGCAAAAGUCGAGGCAUUGGUAUUGCCCAGGUAUUGUCGGAUUUUAAUAGCCAUAGUAGGCCUAUCUAUUCUACCUCCAUAAGGAAAAAUUACGUCACAACGUAAAAUUCUCUACUGAAAAAAGAAAACAAGUUAGGAUUCGUCUUUUUUUCUUAUGACGGUAAUAUUUGCACCAAUGCGAGUGGAGCUAGGAAUAAAUGUUAACCAAUAAGAACGCACAACAGCCAUGUCAUUUGUUUUCUGCAACCCUAUUGGUUAGAAUAAUCUGUUCUCGGCUAUACAGGCUGUUGCUGAAGUUGGUGUAAAUUCGAAAUUUGAAUCGCACCUGUCAAACUAGAAAAAGACGUUACGUUCAAAUAUCUACACUGAACGUGAUAUAUUAUGGAUUUAUUUUUGCAUUAGAUAACAAGUUUUACCUUUUUUACGAAGAAGUAUAUCUUUGAUUUAUUAUAAUUUAUUAAUUUAAGCAAGAUGUAAUUUUAAACUUUAUUUUUAUUUAAUUAAAGAACGAGACGAGCAUGCCGGUCGCCUGACGGUAAGGGAUAUGAUUACCCAUAAACAAUAGGAACAUAGUGCAAACUUUGUAUUACAUAGUACUGUGUGGCACUCCACUGCGCUCGUCAUCCUGAGACAUGAGAUGUUAAGUCUCAAUGCCCAGUAGUUAAAAAGGGUAUCAAAAAUAUUUCAUCUAUAUUAUCUGUGAUUUUAAAAUAUUAGAUUAAGAAAAGUCUUUCCAAACUAAAUAUUUCCUCAUUACAAAAGUUAUUCCAAAAAUUGUGAUUGUAAAUUAUUUUGGAUCACAUUAACACUAGUCAUCAGAAUCUAUUGUUUACAGUGUUUUGUUAUAGAUGUAUGAAUUUUUGUUAAUUUUUACAAAUAUGUUUUAUUUUAAGACUAAUAGUCGUAUGUUCUGAAAGGACGAAUUUAUUCGAAAUAAAAUGUUUAAUGUAGUUUGUUUUAGAAUAUGUAAAAAUACAAGUACUGAAUUUACUUGUAUUUUUACAUAUCAGUGUUUAUGUUUACUGUGUUCCUUUCAGAAUCGUCUAUAAAUGUAUAGGGUUAUGACACGGCCUAAUCGUGUUGUAGAAGAAAUAAAAUCAUAUUUAUAAUUAA